CAAUGAGAAAGUCCUCCGUCAGUUCCCAGAAUAGAAAUCCCAUUUCGGUGCGGGACUUGAACGGGACUGUCGGUGCUGCUGUGCUGACUGAACACACAGAGAGAAACAGGCGGGUUGAAGUCAGUGAGAGGAUAUUGUUAUUAUUUUUUUUGUGUGUGUGUGUUGUUCCUAUAACACAAAACACUUCCGUCGUCGCCCUCCUCCUCCCGCGUGCUGCUUCUUUCACUUCACCUGAUGACGUCGACGCGCACCGACCUGUCAUGUUCGCUGGGAAUGGGCAUUGAACCAAACCAGGUGAAGCUCUUCCUCCGGCUUCAGCCACUGAUAUGUAAUGACCUGGAGGACAAGUAACUGUGGUCGGUUAGACGAUUUCCAGAAAUGCCCCAACAUAACAUGGAGAGCACCAGGAGCCAGUGGCAGCAGGGACCGCGGCCGCUAUGGAUCACCAGAGUGGCUGGAGGUCAAAGCCCUGCCUCCUCGGGGGCGGAGUCGGAUACGGAGAGUAGCAGCACGGAGAGUGAGAAGUCCUGUGUUAAAAAGCUGGAGGUGGGCUCUCUGAGGGUCCUGCCGUCUUCUUCGAUGCUCCAACGGCGAAUCACAGAGAUUGACCAACAAAGGGAGGAACUAAAGAUCGAGCUGCAGCUGGAGAUCGCGCUGCUGCAGGGCGAGCUGCAGACGGAGAAGAAGCAGCUGCACAGACACACGCAGAAGCUGCAGGCUCUACAGCAGGAGCACCGACAGGCGGAGAAGCACAGACACACCGACAGACAAAAGGAGCGAGAGAGUCUGGAGGAGGAAAGACGCAGGGUGGAGGGGCUGAAGAGGAGGUGUGAGGAGAAGGAGAAACGUAUCCCUAUUCAGCCAGAGAGCCAGAGAGAACAGUUAACACAGCAGCUGCAACAGGAGAAGGAGGCGAUGGAGGCAGCAGUUCGGGCCUUUGAGGACUGGGAGUUUCGUGUUCUGGAGCAAGAGAGCGGCAUUGAUGAGGAGGACGAGAGCGUGACGGACAAAGAGACGGGUGGAGUGAGUGAAGGGAAGAUGGAUAAGGAAAUCUCAUGUCAGCAGCACGUGGUCAACGCUGCACAGGAGAGAGUCCAGCAGUUAGAGAGACAGCUGAAGGAGAUGGAGAGGGAGAAGGAGAGGGAGCUGAACGCCUUGAGGAAAGAGAAGAGAGAACUCAUCCAAACUAGUCAAACGGUUCUCAAAGAGAAGAAGCCGCUCACUGAUUGGUCGAACAUCACCGGCUCAGCUCCCUGCAUGAUGUCACUUUCGCCCCUUUCCGUGCACAAGCCUCCACAGGACCCAUGCAAAGACUCCGUCAGUUUGCCCAGAAGACGAAGCUCGCAUCGCAACAACAAACUCAACGACAGGCCGCUCUCAGUGCAGGGGUUAGUGAGGACACUUCCAGACAGCCAGACCCCAACAGCUUUCACUUCCCCCAUCCCUUCCCAUAGGCUCAGCAAUGGGCACAGCAGCGGGCACAGGCCUGGGACCAGCAACGGCAGCGGGCUCCACACUCCGUGCAACAGUACAACAAGCUCUCGCGCUGCCAGCCCGUCUCUGUUGGAUCUCGUGGAGAUCGAGAAGAAACUGAGGGAAGCCAAAGCCGAGAGAGAGAAGCUCCUUCGAGAAAGGGAAGAGCGACAGCAGUUGUUGUUGGAGGAGCGACGGCAGAGAGAGCUAAACUCUUCCAGAACAGAACCACCGGAGCCAGAGACCCAACAAAGACCAGAUCUUGAACCAAAGGAGCAACCAAAGGCCAUUUCCCCUCCAAACUCUCCAACGCACAGCCUGCCCCUCUUCCUCUCUCCCAACUUUGACCUCCGGGCUCACUUGGAGUCUCUGGGUCACGGAGUAGCUGGCUGCACGGACCUGAGGCUGACGCCUCGACGCUGUGCAGGCUUCCUAACCAAGCGUGGGGGGAGGGUCAAGACCUGGAAGAAGAGAUGGUUCUUGUUUGACAUGGACCACAGACGACUAGCCUACUAUACAGACUGUGAUGAGAGGAAGCUAAAGGGAGUCAUCUAUUUCCAGGCCAUAGAAGAAGUUUACUAUGACCAUCUACGAACAGCCACUUCUUCUCCGCGACCCAGUCUGACAUUCUGCGUGAAGACAUACGACCGUCUUUUCUUUCUGGUGGCUUCUAAUGCAGUAUCAAUGCGGAUUUGGAUGGAUGUCAUCGUCACAGCAACAGACGAGCACAGCCGUUAUUGACUUUUUUGCAUAUGUGGACUGUGAAAUUUGUGAGUGAAGCUACUGAGAGGACAAUUCAUUUAGUUAUUUUCCCCUGUCUGUGGGGACUGGUGAGGCUGGGAUCCACCUCAGGGGCUGAUACUGUACCUGGACUCAGGAAUCUGUGGAUAAAGUACUUAAGACGCGGAGGUGCCCGAACACAGCGGAGGAAACUGUUACUGAAAGAGUGAUGCUUCAGUGGUGACAGAGGUUCACCGCUGAACCAGCUGCAAACCACUAACAGCUUAACACACCAGCCUGCACACUGGGUGUCUGUUACUGGGAGGUUUCACUCUUUGAGCCUGACCUCCCCCUGCUGGUCUCAGUUCAGCAUUACAGGACUGGCGUACACUACACUACAACAUCGGGUGGACACAAUAAUGGCAACACUUGUAUAAUAUAAUGCAAUUUGAUAUAACAAUAUACCUGAGUAGACUGUCAAAGAGAUUGUUUGUGCAGUAUUUUGUGAUGGAUUGCUUUAUAUUGUCUUAGCGUUUCCACUAAUAUGUCCAUAUCCGGUAUUUUUGUUUUCAUAAAUUACAUUUUCAUGAAUUAAGUUAUUAUUUGGAAAUUUAUAAUGGUUUGAUAUGCAAAUAAAUGAAGACAUACAUUGUUAUGAAUGCACUAUUAAAUGUUUAUUCAUAAAAG
Messenger RNA from Larimichthys crocea (large yellow croaker), 2880 nucleotides. It is a transcript of the gene phldb3, whose product is annotated as pleckstrin homology-like domain, family B, member 3. NCBI's taxonomy places the organism in Eukaryota, Metazoa, Chordata, Actinopteri, Sciaenidae. Bases 379 to 2214 code for a protein of 611 amino acids. The record is from RefSeq and is a predicted model, not a curated record. The transcript is spliced from 16 exons.